AUGAUCGCCCAACGGGUUGGCCUCGCGGCCAUGCGAGGCGUCGCUAAGCCCAACGGCCUCUUCGUCGCUCAGAACCUCCCCAAGCUGGCUCUCGCUGCCCGCCUGCCCGCCCAGCAGUUCCGUGCCGCCGCCACCACCUCCAAGGUCUCCCUGACCGAGGGCCAGGACAUCCUCGCCAAGCAGCGCCUCGCCCGCCCCAUCUCCCCUCACCUGGGUAUCUACAAGCUCAGCCAGGUCUGGUUCUCCUCCUCCGCCUGGACCCGCAUCACCGGCUGCGUCCUCUCGGGGACCGCCUACGCCUACUUCGCCACUUACCUCGUCGCGCCCCUCGUCGGCUUCCACGUCGAGAGCGCCAGCCUCGCCGCGGGGCUCGCCUCGCUCCCCUUCCUCGUCAAGGGCCUCCUCAAGUUCACCCUCCUCGCCUUCCCCUUCUCCUACCACUUCGUCAACGGCGUCAGGCAUCUCGUCUUCGACAUCGGUAAGGGGUACACCAAGCCCCAGAUCAGGAGGGCCGAGCAGUUCGCCUGGUCGGCCAGCAUCCUCGCCGGUCUUUUCCUUGCUUUCGGCCUGUAA
Messenger RNA from Clonostachys rhizophaga, 573 nucleotides. NCBI's taxonomy places the organism in Eukaryota, Fungi, Ascomycota, Sordariomycetes, Hypocreales, Bionectriaceae. The record is from the annotation of a GenBank genome assembly.